This is a messenger RNA of Fundulus heteroclitus (mummichog), 2448 nucleotides long. It is a transcript of the gene pgm1, whose product is annotated as phosphoglucomutase 1. Gene Ontology annotation, biological process: carbohydrate metabolic process. The transcript is spliced from 11 exons. The record is from RefSeq and is a predicted model, not a curated record. Gene Ontology annotation, cellular component: cytosol. Gene Ontology annotation, molecular function: magnesium ion binding; phosphoglucomutase activity. Bases 108 to 1793 code for a protein of 561 amino acids. NCBI's taxonomy places the organism in Eukaryota, Metazoa, Chordata, Actinopteri, Cyprinodontiformes, Fundulidae.
CGGGGGAGCUGUGUACGUGUAGCCGCUCUACCGCUGCAGUCGCUCGGACCACAGCGCGGAUCGCACGGGCUGCUUGUCCGGAGGGGCGCGUCGGAAUAAAUAAAAAAAUGGUGAAACCUACGACCGUGAAGACCAAGCCGUACGCGGACCAGAAGCCCGGGACGAGCGGGCUGAGGAAGCGGGUGACGGUGUUCCAGCAGAACCAGCACUAUGCGGAAAACUUCAUCCAGAGCAUAAUCUCCGUCAUCGAGCCAGCCGAGCGGCAGGCGGCCACUCUGGUGGUGGGGGGAGACGGGAGGUUUUUCAUGAAGGACGCCAUUCAGCUCAUCGUCCAGAUCGCUGCGGCCAACGGGAUUAAUCACCUUGUGAUUGGUCAGAAUGGCAUAAUGUCCACCCCAGCCGUCUCCUGCGUGAUCCGCAAGCUAAAAGCAGUGGGUGGCAUCAUCCUCACCGCCAGCCACAACCCAGGAGGCCCCAGUGGAGACUUUGGCAUUAAGUACAAUAUUUCCAGUGGAGGACCUGCUCCCGAAGGCAUCACAAAUAAAAUUUAUGAGAUCAGCAAAGGCCUGCAGGAGUACCACAUCUGCCCAGAGCUGAAGGUGGAUCUGGCCACCAUAGGGAAGCAGACCUUUGAAGUGGACACUUUUAAACCCUUCAUAGUGGAGAUUGUGGACUCAGUGGAAGCCUACGCGGAGAUGCUAAGGGACAUCUUUGAUUUCGCUGCCCUGAAGGACCUCCUCUCCGGCGCCAACCACAUUAAUGUGCGGCUGGAUGCGAUGCACGGAGUGGUGGGUCCCUACAUUAAGAAGAUAGUCUGUGAGGAGCUGGGUUCCCCCGCAAACUCGGCGGUCAACUGCGUCCCCCAGGAGGACUUUGGCGGUCACCACCCCGACCCCAACCUGACCUACGCCGCUGACCUGGUCAACACCAUGAAGAGCGGAGAGUAUGACUUCGGAGCCGCCUUUGAUGGUGACGGUGACCGCAACAUGGUGCUGGGUAAACAUGGCUUCUUCGUGAACCCUUCCGACUCCGUGGCUGUCAUUGGUGCCAACAUCACCUGCAUCCCGUACUUCAAAAAGACCGGCGUCAAGGGCCUGGCCCGCAGCAUGCCCACCAGCGGAGCCUUGGACAACGUGGCCAAGGCUCUGAAGAUGCAGCUGUAUGAGACUCCGACGGGCUGGAAGUUCUUCGGCAACCUGAUGGACGCCGGUAAACUCUCGCUGUGCGGAGAGGAGAGCUUCGGCACCGGUUCCGAUCACAUCCGUGAGAAGGAUGGCCUGUGGGCCGUGCUCGCCUGGCUGUCGAUCCUGGCCUCCAGGAAGCAGAGCGUGGAAGAGAUCAUGAAGGAUCACUGGCAGAAGUUUGGCAGGAACUUUUUCACAAGGUACGACUACGAGGAGGUCGACUCAGAUUCCGCGAACAAGAUGAUGAAGGAUCUGGAGGCGCAGAUGUCCGAGCCGUCCUUCGUCGGAAAGCAGUUCUCAUCGGGCGACAAGACGUACGUGGUGGCUGUGGCUGACAACUUUGCCUACACGGACCCCGUGGAUGGGAGCGUGUCCAAAAACCAGGGCCUCCGGAUCAUCUUCUCUGACGGCUCCAGGAUCAUUUUCCGUCUCAGCGGCACCGGCAGCGCGGGAGCGACCGUCCGGCUCUACAUAGACAGCUACGAGAACGACGGCCAGAAGAUCCUGCAGGAUCCCCAGGUGAUGCUGGCCCCUCUGGUGGACAUCGCCCUAAAGCUCUCCCAGCUCCAUGAAAGGACGGGACGCACCGGCCCCACCGUGAUCACAUGAUUCAGCAACACGAUACCUCAACCCUCUUUACGGGGGGGUUAAGCUGCCCCUGAAUGCUGUCAUGGCCUUCGUAAAGCUAGAGUUAGAUUAGAAAAAGGGAAACACGGGAUGAAAAGAGGAAAGUGCACAAGGAGCUCUAUGAUUUAGUCACUGCCUUCUUUUUGUGCUAAACCACAGUGAUGGUUAUGACGUCUGAGCGGUACAGUUAGCUGUCCUAACCUGCCUGACGUAGAGACGCUGUUAGACGUUCAGAUUUGCAGGAGCAGCCUGGAGGUCUAGUGCAUCUUUCUCACCCCGGUAGCAUAUGUUCUCACUUGAGCUUUCAUUUAAAAAAGAAAAAAAUAAAUAAAUGAAAAUAAGCGCUCUAGAGCUCGUCUUGUGUCAUUUCUGGAAACAAGUUUUAUUCCAGGAAAUGAUUGUGCCGCACAUCAACUUAACAUAAAGCAGACGGCACUACACUGAGCAUAAAUCGGCUAUUCAGGGCAGCUGUACCCCUUUGUGAUCACUUUCUCCUGUCAGGAUGUUGGGUCUUCCUUCUUUUUUUUUUUUUUCUGUCUUCGUCCAAGCCACCGACGUCGCCGUUAAACCUGAGCCCCAGCUGUGGUAUCAAGAAUCAGUCAACCAACUAUGAAUUAAAGAGCCUUGUGGAAAAGAA